AUGUCAAACCAUAAGAGCACAGAGUCUAACAUAAAGAAUUUGGAAGUCCAAGUGGGACAACUGCCAAACCAGUUGGCGGAUAGGCCGUCAAGCAGCUUUAGUGUUAACACUGAGAAGAAUCUGAAGGAAGAAUGUAAAGCUAUAAUGACAAGGAGUAGAAUGGAAAUUCAGGCUGAUGAAGGUAGAGCCGAAGAGAAGGUGGAGGAAUAUAAAAAACAGUCGAUAGCUGAGCCGGCACUGGAACCAGUUUCUGAUCUUAUUGAACUUGAGGAAGUUGUGGAAGACAAAGAUGACCAACAGGAGAGAGAGACACCAAUAAAAGAGAGUGAAAUAGGAAUAAAGAUGAAGGAAGAACAAGAAAAACAAAAAGAAAAAAAAGAAGAAAUAGAAAAAGAAAAAAAUCAGAAAAAUGAAAAAGAAAAAGAGAAGGUUGAUGAGGAGAAAAAGAAGAGCAAGAGUGAGGUUUCAAGAGAGAAAAAGAGAGAGAUUACUUCAGCUGAAGGCAAGGAAGUACCAUAUCCAUUGGUACCUUCCAAGAAGGAUAAAGAGCGACACUUAGCCAGAUUUCUUGACAUCUUCAAGAAGCUUGAGAUCACUUUGCCUUUUGGAGAAGCUCUCCAACAAAUGCCACUCUAUGCCAAAUUUUUAAAAGACAUGCUGACAAAGAAGAACGGGUACAUACACAGUGACACAAUAGUUGUGGAAAGAAGUUGUAGUGUUGUCAUUCAACGCAUCCUUCCCCCGAAGCAUAAGGAUCCCAGAAGUGUCACUAUACUGUGUUCUAUUGGUGAGGUUGUUGUAGGUAAAGCUCUCAUAGACUUGGGAGCUAGUAUCAAUUUAAUGCCUCUCUCCAUGCUCUAGCGACUUGGAGAGAUAGAGAUAAUGCCCACACGCAUGACUGUUCGACGGCCAGUAAGUGCACCAGAUCGCGCAAGUAGUAUAAAACGGUAAGUGAAUACCGAGUAUCGAACUCUCGGGGAACUUGUUUUACUUGGUAAAGUUGUGGUUCAAUAAAUAAGUGUCUUUGGAUGAAAGUUUGGUGUGUGGUAUGGGCAAGUAUGCAAACUAAACUAUUCAAAAGUAAAUCACGUGAGUAGUGGUGUGUGAAGACAGAUAAAAAAACGUGUUGGUCUUCUUACUGGAUGACUGAUGUUAUUAAGGAUGUUCUCUGCCUAACAAUGUUCAUGUGUUCUAUGUU
Glycine soja is the source of this 1198-nucleotide messenger RNA. Its product is annotated as DNA ligase 1-like. The record is from RefSeq and is a predicted model, not a curated record. The transcript has a single exon. The coding region runs from base 1 to 861 and encodes 286 amino acids. NCBI's taxonomy places the organism in Eukaryota, Viridiplantae, Streptophyta, Magnoliopsida, Fabales, Fabaceae.